AAGUCUUCCUCAUGGGCAAAGAAAACCUUCUCCCACCAGCAGAGCUGCUAAAUGGCUCUGCUCAUCCUGGGCCAGGUCCUGUUGAUCACAACAGUGAACACAACAGCUGUGAGGGCAAUGCCAGAGCUUCGGAUCCUGGGCUGCCUCUGCUUCAGCCCUGAGGAACAACUGUGAUUGGACAGAACCGAAGCCACAACACAAUGAUUGUUCUAGAUAAGCAUCAACUGUUGUCCCUACCUGUUCCUUUUUGUUGUUGUAUUUUGCACCUCAGAGCCACCGUAGCCAGCUCACAUGGAAUAGAUCAUGAAGUGAAUGUAAAAUAUGUACAGCAUUAAUGAAUAUACUCUGAUAUUGUCACUCCUCAUAAGGAAACACGGAGCUCAGCACAGCAGGGAGAGGGGAGCGACACCACUGAACUCCGACCCCUCAAAGAAUACCAAGCCAUCAGGAACCACAGAGCUUAGCACAGCAGGGAGAGAGAGAGACGCCACUUACCCCCCCACCCCUCAGGGAACACCAAGCCAUCAGGAGCAAAGAAGGCGACAGCAACCACCACCAGAGAAUCAGCCCCUUAUGCAGCAACAUUGCAGCAACGAGUUUCUGGGAGAACUUCUUUCUGUCUGAGAUUGUUUUUAACUUUCCUCUUGCUUGGCUCACACUCUGUUAUUUACUCACCUUUUGUGACAUAUAAUUACUCUAUAAGAUAGAUGCAUAUUGAUAAUUGUAUUUUAUUGACUGCUUUUCAUUUGUUGCAAUACUAAAGAAUAAUUUAGAUUCAGAUCAU
Molecule: messenger RNA, 784 nt
Organism: Thunnus maccoyii (southern bluefin tuna)
Lineage: Eukaryota; Metazoa; Chordata; Actinopteri; Scombriformes; Scombridae
Product: protein transport protein SEC31-like
Exons: 5
Coding region: 322-624 (100 amino acids)
Source: RefSeq, a predicted model, not a curated record